This is a messenger RNA of Colletes gigas, 3381 nucleotides long. RefSeq names its product protein ROP (gene Rop). The transcript has 10 exons. Gene Ontology annotation, molecular function: syntaxin binding. Bases 1 to 1851 code for a protein of 616 amino acids. Gene Ontology annotation, cellular component: secretory granule; plasma membrane. Gene Ontology annotation, biological process: neurotransmitter secretion; vesicle-mediated transport; intracellular protein transport. The record is from RefSeq and is a predicted model, not a curated record. NCBI's taxonomy places the organism in Eukaryota, Metazoa, Arthropoda, Insecta, Hymenoptera, Colletidae.
AUGGCGCUCAAGGCACAAGUCGGUCAAAAGAUUAUGAAUGAGGUCAUUAAACAGACAAAGGCCUCGGGAAGCGGAUUGCAAUGGCGUAUUUUGGUAGUGGAUCAAUUGGCCAUGAGGAUGGUGUCGGCGUGCUGCAAAAUGCACGAUAUCAGUGCCCAAGGCAUUACUCUAGUCGAAGAUAUCAACAAGAAACGAGAACCCAUACCCACCAUGGAAGCGAUCUAUCUGAUCACACCCUGCAAUUCUUCCGUUCAAAAACUGAUCGAAGACUUCAGCAAUCCGACUAGAAUUAUUUACAAAAUCGCCCACGUCUAUUUCACAGAAGUGUGUCCAGAGGAGCUCUUCAAUGAAAUCUGCAAGUCUCUCGCCGCUAAAAAGAUCAAAACCCUCAAAGAGAUCAACAUCGCUUUCCUGCCUUACGAAUCGCAGGUAUUCUCCUUGGACUCGUGCGAAACGUUUCAUUGCUUUUAUAAUGCUUCCUUCGCCAACUUGAGGACAGCCAACAUGGAAAGAAUAGCAGAACAGAUAGCUACGCUCUGUGCCACUCUUGGAGAGUAUCCAUCGGUCAGAUACCGAAGCGACUUCGACCGAAACGUGGAGUUAGCGCACAUGGUCCAACAGAAAUUGGAUGCUUACAAAGCGGAUGAACCGACGAUGGGAGAAGGACCAGAGAAAGCGCGUUCCCAACUACUUAUUUUAGAUAGAGGAUUUGACUGUGUCUCUCCACUGUUGCACGAGUUGACACUACAAGCUAUGGCAUAUGAUUUGCUAGACAUCGAGAAUGAUGUUUACAAGUUCGAAGCGUCAGCGGGUCAGCAAAAGGAAGUAUUAUUGGAUGAGAAUGAUGACUUGUGGGUGGAUCUUAGACAUCAGCAUAUUGCUGUAGUUUCACAAAACGUUACCAAAAAUUUAAAGAAGUUCACGGAAUCGAAGAGAAUGCCGCAAGGGGACAAACAAAGUAUGAGAGACCUUUCGCAGAUGAUCAAGAAAAUGCCACAAUAUCAGAAAGAAUUGAGCAAAUACGCGACGCAUUUGCAAUUGGCGGAAGAUUGUAUGAAACGUUAUCAAGGAAAUGUGGAUAAGCUCUGCAAAGUGGAACAAGAUUUGGCAAUGGGUACGGACGCCGAGGGCGAGCGUAUCAAAGAUCAAAUGAAAAACAUUACGCCAAUUUUACUCGAUCAGACCGUGCAUCAUUUAGACAAGCUACGAAUCGUAGCCUUGUACGUUAUUAGUAAAAACGGCAUUACCGAAGAAAAUCUUAACCGAUUGGUUCACCAUGCCCAAAUAUCUCCUGAUGACAAACAAACCAUAGUAAAUAUGGCGAAUCUUGGUAUCAAUAUUGUUGUGGAUGUAAGUAUAAACAAUUGUUAUAUCAAUUCCCUAAAUAGAUUCUAUCUACGCUUCUAUUUUAUUAUUAUUAUAAUUACGGUCUUACUUCCACAGGGUAGCAACCGUAAAAAAUUGUACACCGUACAACGUAAAGAAAGAAUUACAGAACAAACUUACCAAAUGAGUCGCUGGACACCGAUUAUGAAAGACAUCAUGGAAGACGCCAUCGAAGACAAACUCGACUCUAAACAUUUUCCAUUUUUGGCAGGACGUGCAGCAAGUUCGGGAUAUCAUGCUCCAACCAGUGCACGAUACGGGCAUUGGCACAAGGAUAAAGGUCAACAAACCAUUAAGAACGUACCGCGCUUAAUUGUCUUCGUAGUCGGUGGAGUUUGCUUCUCCGAGGUACGAUGUGCGUACGAAGUCACAAAUGCUUUGAAAAAUUGGGAAGUAAUAAUUGGUUCGUCACAUAUAAUAACACCCAAAUCCUUCUUAGACGAUUUGAGUAAACUUCACGUAUAAAGAAAUCUUUUUUUGUGUAAACAAAAUAAAAACACAUUCCCGUAUUCCUAAUAUGCCAUUAGCUUUGGCUUCAUCAGUAAUACCAGCUACAAGAAACUCUGUGGGCGAUCUCGAUUAUGGAAUUAAAGUACUAAAUAGGGAACACACAGUCAAUUGUUUAGGUCGCACCGCCAUUUAGCGACUAAUUAAGAAAUUUGGGAAUAUAAUAUUAUAAAUAUCCAAAGUUGACCGAAAUAUACACGGUGCUAGAGGGAGAAUAUAUCCGGUAUUAAGUGCCUCCUCGAUUAAAACGUUAAUAAAGAACGAAUAAAUAUGUUGGCAAUACUGAUGUAGAUCAUACGGAAGUCCAUAAUGGUAAUUUAGGCUGGAGAAUGACCUAACUAAGAUAUAAUACGUUUCACUAUGCCAAGCCGCUCCUUUGUUAAUAAUAAGGGGCAGGUUAGCAAAGGAAUUUGAUGUAUUGUAGAGGAGAAUCGUGAUAUAUGUGUAAAUUUCUCGUUAUGUCCUGUUUUAAAAAAAGCUGACAGAUCUUUGUACUGUCUUGAAGUUUUCAUUUUCAGUUCCAUUCACAGUAUCAGUAAUACGUAUAAAACUCACGUGAAAAAGUAUAAAUAUCAUGCAUAACACGAUUAUAUAAGCUUCAAUCAUAUCAACUUCAAUAAAAACGAGAUGUGAGCAUUGAUAUUUAUUACUUGCUACUUUGUUGUUUAAAUAUUACAGUUUAUAAUAAAAUGAUAAAUAUACAAUAACUUAUUUAUUAUAUUUUUGUUAUAUGAUCGAUUUGUUGUGCAAAUGUUGCUUUUAAUUUAUCACAAAGAGCUGUAUUUACAUUCAUCUGAAAAAUGUCCAACUUCUAAAAACUUACGCCUGUUUAACUAAAAGUGAAAUCUUUACUGUACGUUAUAUGUCGAUAAGUACUUACAUGUUGAAAUUUGUACUUCACGUAAGAAGUAAUUGUAGAUCGCUGUCGAUCGGUAGAAGUUAAUCUGUUGAUUACUCAUAAUAAUUAUUGAUGUGCGUUAAUAUUGCGAUUACUUAGCGACGAAAUUAUUACAAAGUUUACGGUAUUAAUGAUAUAUAAUAUAUUAUAUGAACAUAUAUGUAUCUAGUUUGUAGCCUAAACAAAAUGUUCUGCUUAUAAAAGCCUACAAUUCGCUCCAAUUGUGUCUUCGUUUUAAUAAAUACCAUACCACGUAAAAUAAAUAUGUUUUGGCGCGCAAAAUGUCAGAUAUCAGAAUCGAAAUGAAUUUAUGUUGAAAAUAUGUCAUAUGAAGUUACGUUUCAGUCCAAAGGAAUUUACAAAUCAUCCGAGACUAAGAUUCUUCACGAGGCUCAGCAAGACUAAUUCAUAUUAGACAAUGUGAUUUAAAGGGUAAAAUUUUAUUUAACCUACAAGAUGUCGGAUUACGUUUACGGUAGUAAAAACAAUUUUAAAGGGAAUAAGAUCUUCAUGAUAUUAAUGAAUGUUUACUCAUACAGGUUUUUGAUUUUCACCCGAAUGUGAUUUCCUACGGAACAGUACAUAUACCG